GUAGUAUGUCCCUCGUCACUUCCCGUCGUUGUUUAGCUGAAGAUAAGACUAGCGGACGUGCAAGUUGACAGGAUAAGAUAGUAGAAGACGGAGACGAACCACAAUGUCCAGCAGUGUGCUGUGUGGUCGGGGCAGGUUGGUCCUCUCUCAGGCAUCUGGACAUCAACAUUUAGCUGCUCUGCGUGUGGGUAGAACCAGAACUUUCUCUGCUGCAAGCUCAGAUGAGCCUUACAUAGCUGUUUCACCUGCAGACUCAGGUCCAAGGACAGUAUGGCCUGAUGAGAGCAUGGGACCAUUCGGACCUCAGGACCAGCGCUUUCAGUUACCGGGCAACGUCGGCUUUGACUGCCACUUGGACGGUGUUUCGGACCAAAAGAAGACCCCAGUCCACAGGACGGUACCUGAUGUACUCACGGCUCCAAGCAGUGCAGAGAGACAGCAGUUCAUACUCGCCCAGUUUGUUCAUGAGUUCCAGGGAAAACUUGGACCUAUAUCCACAAGAGUCCAUAAAGCGGAGCAGUAUUUUAAUCAGACGGGCACAGACUGCUCCAUAAACUCCUGUCCUGAACUAUUAAAGAAAGAUCUGGAGCUGCUCUUCCCCUCGGCGCCCACCACUUCAAUCACAGUCGUGACGGUGACACAGAGGAGCGGUCGGUGUGAGGAGGUGGAGGAGCAGGACAGAGAAAAGCUGCUAAGCAAAUUUGUGAGCGGUGCAAAGGAGAUGUGCUUCGCUCUGUGGACGGCAGGUUACUGGGCGGACUUCAUCGACCCGACAACAGGAGAAGCAUUCUUCGCGUCUCCGUCAACUCAAACCCCGCUGCAAACAGAAGAGGAGCUGCGACAUUUGGGUUUCCACAUCCAAGCGUCAGGCUCCUGCACGGUCAUCCGCCACAUCCUGAGAGGAACACCUUUGUUUGUGGGGACCGUCUUCACCAACGCACCCACUCACAGCGCUGCUAUUGCGAGACUGCAAGGACUUUCUAAUGGCAAAGAUGAUGAGGAAUAGUUUAUUUUUAUAUAUUCCACUGAACCUUAUCCAAACCUAAGGCCUCUAUUUAUAGUUUGAAAAUGCUUGGAACUCGAGAUGUGGUUGUUGCUACAUGAUUGUGUCUGUGAAAGGUUGUGCAACGUUUGUCUUACUGUAACAAGGACUUGACAAAUGUAGACCUCGAUUCUGUGCCUGACUGACAGGAGGUCACAUGACAAACCAGGCUGGUCGUGCUCUGUAUCCAGGGAGGAACUCAAUCAGUAGACAUAGAAAAUCGUGAGAGAACGACAGGAUAUGUGUUUUAUAUUUCAGAACACUAGGGAUGAAAUGGAAACCUCAGGCAGCUCUAGGAAGCUACUGUGAAAAGGUCCUGGACUCAUCGCCAGCAUAUGAUCCUACCUGGAUCAUAUCAGGCCACAUGCAAAUACUCACAGUAUUGUUUUUUCUUUUGUUGCACAGACGCUAAAGAAAACUGGAUACUCUUUCAGUUGUGACAUUCAGAACUGCUGAACAAAUAAAGUGAUUUCUCCACA
Cheilinus undulatus (humphead wrasse) is the source of this 1521-nucleotide messenger RNA. RefSeq names its product metabolism of cobalamin associated Da (gene mmadhca). NCBI's taxonomy places the organism in Eukaryota, Metazoa, Chordata, Actinopteri, Labriformes, Labridae. The record is from RefSeq and is a predicted model, not a curated record. Gene Ontology annotation, biological process: cobalamin metabolic process. The coding region runs from base 104 to 1006 and encodes 300 amino acids. The transcript is spliced from 8 exons. Gene Ontology annotation, cellular component: mitochondrion.